Molecule: messenger RNA, 645 nt
Organism: Thelazia callipaeda (thelaziosis nematode)
Lineage: Eukaryota; Metazoa; Nematoda; Chromadorea; Rhabditida; Thelaziidae
Source: the annotation of a GenBank genome assembly
AUGGAUACCACAGCAACUCGGAGAGAGCAUUUCAAACGACAAAUGGCUGUUAAAUCAACUGAUCAAAUGCUUAUGAAAGCAAAUCUUGCACCACCUACUAUCACACCAGAUAGUCCACGACCUCAAAAAGUUCUCAACACUUCAGAUUUGGCCCAAAAAGAUGCAAAUACAAAAGAGCUACCAGCGAUGGAUACAAAAGGUCAUUGUUUUGGUAAAAGUGUCAAAGCAGAAACGCUGAAACGAACGUGUCCAUGCAGUUGUGAUGCAAUACAUUUUGAUAGAAUCCAAACAUGUUGUAAAACUGUUGGUCAACGAGGAAUGGCUUUUUGCUUGCCCUUAUGUAAAUACAAUACAACUGUUGACGAAGCAAGCUACAAAUGCGUUUCUCAACUUACAACUUGGGCUUAUUGUGCUGCUGAUGUUAGCGAUAAUACAGCAUGCUGCAAAUCAAGAGGUGUUGCAAUGGAGUGUUUGAGCUUUUGUAAAGGUGACGUGCCAACUUGUGAUUUGCAAAAUAUCUUUUCAUACCAGCCUUGCCUGAGACAUAUCGAGACGAUUACUUAUUGCCACAAGGAGAGUUUAGUGCCAGAACCCCGAUGGAAUCCCGAAUGGACUGCUCGCUGCGAGUGGGAUGAAAGCGACUAA